UGCAUGCCUCUGGCGGCAUCCCACGUUUAAAACGAAUGAAUGAUUCGAAGGUAAUAAGACGUUAAUCAUUUUUGACGGAAAAACGUAAUUGGAUGAUACGGAACAGAGGCUUAAUAGAGAGGAGUGACACAAUGAUGUCAAAAACGAGUUGGAUAUUGCUGGCGAUGGCUCUGCACUAUUUCGGUCCCGUCACAACUAGACUGCUGCAGCCAAACAAGAGGGCCCUCAUAGACGAAGAGAGCCUCCUUUCCUACGACAGACCGAGCCACGUGAAUAACUAUUUGACAUUCCUAAGCAGACUCUCCAAAAAGAACAUCAUCCUUCCUGAAAAUGACCGCACCCCACCGGACACUCACAGUCCCAAGAGGGACAACAGGAAGUUCCAGACGCAAGGAUGGCGUUGACAUUCUUCUAAGUAUAGGAAAUAACUUUCAUUUUAUGUACGAAACAUAACUGACGAUAACAUGUUUAAUAAAAGGAAGUACUUUGAAAUAA
This is a messenger RNA of Parasteatoda tepidariorum (common house spider), 495 nucleotides long. The record is from RefSeq and is a predicted model, not a curated record. Lineage: Eukaryota; Metazoa; Arthropoda; Arachnida; Araneae; Theridiidae.